GAUAUCAAAACAGACUUGUUUUGACACAUUUCUCACGCAAAAGCUACGAAAUUAUUUGGAUUUCCGAAACAAUUUUUAAUUUCUUUCAGUAGCUUUUCGCGGGGUUGAGCGAAUUUAGCUUGAAUAUUACAAAAAUGAAGCUCACGAUCAAAAUUCUCAAAGGUGACGAGUAUGUUGUUGAGGCCACUGAAGAGUCCACCAUCCAGGACAUUAAGCAAGACCUGGAGCGAAAAUCGUCCAUUCCGGCCGAGCACCAGAAGCUGCUGCUGGUAGGAAAGACCCUGUCCGACGAAAAAACGCUGGCCUCUUACGGGAACAUACGCGACGGAACGAAGCUCACGCUGGUCGUCAAAAAGCCCGACCCACUGCGGGAGGUCAUCUUCAGACAGUUCCGCAAGUACCUGAUCCCGGAGGAGCAGUCGCAGCGGUUAACCAACGUUUUUAUGGAGGACUUUGAUCGAAAAAUCCAGCAGCUCAGCUUGGACGACCUGGAGCGUCUGGCAAGCGAUAUUUUGGCCAAAAAGGGCCAGAAUGUGUGAUGAAAUUGGGAGAUGAUGUUGGGUUGUUUUUAAAAAUAAAAUAUAUUGAGUGUGACCACGAAAAA
Messenger RNA from Culex quinquefasciatus (southern house mosquito), 604 nucleotides. Its product is annotated as ubiquitin-like protein 4A. NCBI's taxonomy places the organism in Eukaryota, Metazoa, Arthropoda, Insecta, Diptera, Culicidae. The transcript is spliced from 2 exons. Gene Ontology annotation, biological process: post-translational protein targeting to endoplasmic reticulum membrane. The record is from RefSeq and is a predicted model, not a curated record. Gene Ontology annotation, molecular function: protein binding. Bases 135 to 539 code for a protein of 134 amino acids.